AUGCUUGCCAAACUCGCUACUCUUUUGACCGUCAUUGGCGUAUCCAGCGUGCAGGCGCAGCUGGUUUACGAAUGCGACUCAUACACGGAGCCAAAUUAUGAUUCUUAUGGUGCCUGCAACAUCUUCUCUGAUCCGACGUUUUCGGACGGGCAGGACGCAAACUGCGUCAUCGCUGUAUGCAACACCCGCGGCGAUGGCCAGGACUCGUACUUGAAUGUCAUCAGCGGCCCGACAUACUAUCGCUUGAUCAAGCAGUGGUGUGAGCCUCAGGGGUCUGGCGGUCGGGCCCCAGGCCCUGCUCAAAUAGAGGCAGGUUCAAACCAAUACGUCGAAGCGGGCGCCGUCCCAGCAAGUUUCGCCAGACGCAGCUCCAUUCGCACCACGACCCGCUCUGCUAAGCCGCAACUAAGAGUUGACUCGAAGACGAUAGAGGAGAUGGAGGUUUUCUGGGAGACGGUGAGGAACGAAACCAUCCAGCGUCAAUCCGAGCCUACUAUCCAGAAGAGACAAGAAGAAGUGCUUGUCCUCGGCCUUUCCAAGUCCGUUACUCAACCCGGCGUCAGCAACCGGAUGAGCGGCAUCAAUUCACCCGGCGUAUCCACCGAGUGGUCGACUACAGAAGGCUUUUCCACGAGCGUCGGCGUGAGUGCCGAAUUAAGCGUCGGCUUCUUUGACAUCUUCACUGCAUCCGUUGGCAUCGACGUAUCUAUGGAAUUUAGUCAGGAGUACACCCGGACGAUUGAGUUUGAUCCAAGCAAGUCGUGCAGUACUUCACAGGAGGCCUUUAUGGUCUUCUUGCCGCACUUCGAUCACUACGUUGUCGCGGACGAGAACGGCAACCAGUACGAUAUCUGGAUUCCCGUAGAAGGAGGCGAUGUCGCAGUCCAGUGUCUUGGCUAG
Molecule: messenger RNA, 900 nt
Organism: Alternaria ethzedia
Lineage: Eukaryota; Fungi; Ascomycota; Dothideomycetes; Pleosporales; Pleosporaceae
Exons: 3
Coding region: 1-900 (299 amino acids)
Source: RefSeq, a predicted model, not a curated record